AUGGAGAAUUUCAUCACCGACAUCCUGUUGUCAAGCUAUAUGGAGAUCCUCAAUCGCUCACAGCCCAUCGAGCUCAGGCUAUGGUUCCCUCCCAGGUCCAGCAGAACAGAAUCCACGGAUGAUGGCACACGUCACGGACAACGGGACGGUUUCGAAGCUUUCGCAGCGACCAAUGGAGUGAAACAGGACUGUGUCCUCGCGGCUUCUCUCUUCAGUCUCUUGUUCUCUGUCGUGCUGGUGGAUGUCUACCGUGACGAGUGCCCUGUGAUUUGCAUCGCCUACAGAACUGACAGGCAUAUCCUCAACCUCCGACGUAUGCAGGCCCCCACACGCACUUUUACGGCCACAGUACACGACCUGCUCUUCGCGGAAGACUGUGCGCUCAAUACCACGAGAGAAGAGGACAUGUAA
This is a messenger RNA of Dibothriocephalus latus, 411 nucleotides long. Lineage: Eukaryota; Metazoa; Platyhelminthes; Cestoda; Diphyllobothriidea; Diphyllobothriidae. The record is from the annotation of a GenBank genome assembly.